This is a messenger RNA of Colletotrichum destructivum, 1538 nucleotides long. RefSeq names its product Putative Rhodanese-like domain, sulfurtransferase TST/MPST. The record is from RefSeq and is a predicted model, not a curated record. The transcript has 3 exons. NCBI's taxonomy places the organism in Eukaryota, Fungi, Ascomycota, Sordariomycetes, Glomerellales, Glomerellaceae. The coding region runs from base 244 to 1269 and encodes 341 amino acids. Gene Ontology annotation, cellular component: mitochondrion. Gene Ontology annotation, molecular function: thiosulfate-cyanide sulfurtransferase activity.
GGAACCAGUGAGCGCCCCCCCGUUUUCUGAUUCUGGUUCUGGCCUGGUCUGGUCUGGGGCCCGAUAAGAAUAUUCCCUAUUAUUACUGCCGCUUCUCCAAAAACCUGACGAACCACCCACCGGUCACGGCCAACGAACAGCGAAUAGUGACGAGCGAAGGAGAGACAAUCAGAUCAAAAGAACCACAGGCUAGAAGAAAACGGUUGUGACGCGCAGAAACAGGAGAAGAUCUAGAUCGCCACCAUGGUUACGAUUGCUAUUCUCCGACCGGCGCGCGCUGCGAGGCUCUCGCAGUGGAAUGCACCCUCCUCCUUCAAGGCCGCCGGUGCUACCUUCACCUCGCGCCGUUCCCUCUCCUCCUACCUCGUCACUCCCAAGGAGCUGAACGAGGCCCUCAAGAAGAACCCGCCCUCCAAGAUCAGCCCCGAGCCGCGCACCAUCCCGCUGUGCGCCUCCUGGUUCCUCCCCAACGAUGGUCGCACCGGCAUCGAGGUGUUCCGCCAGCAGCGGAUUCCCAAGGCCCGUUUCUUCGACCUCGACAAGGUCAUCGACCGCCACAGCGAGUACCCGCACAUGCUGCCCUCGGCCAAGGACUUCGCCGCGGCCAUGAGCGAGCUGGGUAUUCGCAAGGAGGACACGGUCGUCGUCUACGACACCAAGGAGCUGGGCAUCUUCAGCGCCCCGCGCGUCGGCUGGACCCUCAAGAUCUUUGGCCAUCCCAAGGUCCACGUCCUCAACAACUUCAAGCUCUGGGUCGAAGAGGGCCUGCCCACCGAGUCGGGCGAGCUCUACAACGUCGAGUGCUAUACCUACCCGAUCCCCAAGGUGGACGAAUCCAAGGUCGUCGACUUUGAGGAGGUGCGCGAGAUCGCGCUGGACCACAACAAGGAGGGCGCCGAGGGUGUGCAGAUUAUCGACGCCCGCUCGCCCGGCCGCUUCACCGGCAAGGACCCGGAGCCGAGACCCGGUCUGUCCUCCGGCCACAUGCCGGGCUCCAUCAACAUCCCCUUCAAUGCAGUUCUGGACCCCGAGACCAAGGCCUUCUACCCGGCCGAGAAGCUGAGGCAGAUCUUCCAGGAGAGGGGCGUCGACCCCGAGAAGCCCAUCAUCUCAAGUUGCGGAACUGGCGUCACCGCCUGUGUUAUCGAGACGGCUCUCGAGGAGGCCGGAUGGGGCUCGCCCGAAAAGCGCAGAGUCUACGACGGAAGCUGGACUGAGUGGGCGCAGCGGGUCAAGCCCUCGGAUUCGUUGAUCAGAAAGGACGAGUAGGCGAUUGUGAGCGAGAAGAGUGCAGCGUCGAGUUGCUUCUAGUUGCGAUACCCUCACCACCCCACUUCUGGUUUUUCUCUGGUUUUCAUUGUACGAUAUCCGGCACAUCUCACAGCUUUGGAGUUUGCAUUGCGCAUCGGGGGGAGGUCCGUCAGCCUGUUUCGUCGUUUGGGGAAGAGGGAAUGGGAGAAGGAAGCAAGGAGGGUGGCAGGUGUAUAUAUGCCACGGUAAUUGAAUCACGAUAAUGGACACUGGACAAUGAUGACGAA